Molecule: messenger RNA, 12356 nt
Organism: Caenorhabditis sp. 36 PRJEB53466
Lineage: Eukaryota; Metazoa; Nematoda; Chromadorea; Rhabditida; Rhabditidae
Source: the annotation of a GenBank genome assembly
AUGUUUUCAGCAACCGUAUUCGAUUUUGUGACUGUAAUUUUUUCUUUGUGUCAAUUAGCAAAGUACUCAUUCUCAGGAGAAUCAAUUAUUGGCCAUCAUAUUGUUCGGAGCUCUGGUGCUGGCUUACGCAAAUCGAGAAUUAUUUCGGAGACCGAUUAAUCGUAAGCCAAGAAGUUUUAUAGACCACCGUUCGCGUGGUUCUUUUUUCGCAAAAGAUUCGUUCAAAGGUGAAAUUUCGAAUUAAAACCUUAUGAUGCGCAGCAUUGUUGCUCUGUCCGCUUAAUAAAAAGCACGUUACAUCCCGGAAUAUAAUAUUCAGAAUAAAUACAGAGCUAUUCGGUGGAGGCGACCAACUUUCGCGCAAGCAAUUUCUAAAAACAAAAUUUGUUUAAAACCCAGCUAUCGAGUAACUAGUCAAUGAAUACUGUGAAUAAAUGAGUUAUUAAUAUUUGCCUAGUACCGCGUCCAAAGUUUAAAAAAAACCGGGAAUUCACGCGGAUUUUGCUCUCAGGCAAAUCGUUUGUAAUCUAGUUAGGAGAUUUCGUAAUUUAAACCGAGUUCCCAAAGAAUUUGCAAUUUAAUCGCAGUAAAUUAGCAAUCUAAGUACUGUAGGUCCGGUUAGACACGAGAAUUACCUAACUAGAGAAGAAACGAUUUGCCUGAGCUGGGAUUUCCUUGAACCUUGGACGCUUUUUUUAAACUUUGGACGCGGCAUAAAAAUAUCAGGGGAAGUAAAUUAUUAAGGGUAGUAAAAAAGUGACUCUGGCAAUUCGAUAUUAAUCUAAUUAGAAAGUUACUGAUCUAAACGCGACCUAAUUAGAUUGGACUGUUUUUUCUUGGCGCAAUCGAGAUUUGAGCCAGCAGACGGUUGGCGUGAAACUUGAUUUGAGCACAUAUCAAUCUAAUUAGAAGAUUUAUUAAUCUAGCUAGACAAUUUAUUAAUGUAAUUAGGUGUCAUAUCAAUCUUAUUAGGCCGCCGUUAGAUUAAUAACGAAAUGCCAGAGCUCUGGCAAUUCGAUAUUAAUCUAAUCGUAGUCUGCUCGAGUUAUAUGGCGGCCUAAUAAGAUUGCUAUGACACCUAAUUAGAUUAAUAAAUUGUCUAGCUAGAUUAAUAAAUCUUUUAAUUAGAUUAAUUAGUGCUCAAAUCAAGUUUCACGCCAACCGUCUGCUGGCUCAAAUCUCGAUUGCGCCAAGAAAAAACAGUCCAAUCUAAUUAGGUCGCGUUUAGAUCAGUAACUUUCUAAUUAGAUUAAUAUCGAAUUGCCAGAGAGUGAGGGAGUCAAAAAUGCGGUAGUCAUUGAGUAUUUGCCCGCAUUGAGGUCCUGCUGUCGGACGCAGGAGGCACUAAAAUUAAUUUGGUAGUAUGAUUAUCAAAUGUUUCUCAUUUAUCUAACAAAAGUAUUGUGCCGGAAAAAAUUAUAAAUGUACAAGUUAACUUCCGAACAAGCUGCAGAGGGCCUAGAUUUCAAUAGUCAAAAGUGAUUUCUCUUUCUGUAUUAGGUAACGACAACUCCCAUGGAGCUGCUUCUUCAAUACACACUAGUUCUCUGCCAGCAGAACAUCUUCAAAGACUUUCAAUACGGUACGACACAAUUUUUUCUGAUUGGUUUUAUUGAAUUAUUUAACCGUUUUUUUAAUAUGGCUAUCGAGCAGCUCUUCAUUCAAGAUUUUCUCACACGCUAUACUCAAUUUACCGCUCUUGUCCCCUCGGCAUUUGCGUACUCAAGCCUAAUUUCAGAAAUUUUUGGCUUGCGUUUGCAAACACCGAGGGGCAAUAGCAUUUUCGACUCGAGUACGUGAUCAACGUGAUCACGUUGAUUCCGGUCCCUCGUGGAUGAUCGGUUGCGUUUACCAGAAUUAAGGUUAUGGGGCUAUUUACCGAUGUCAAAAAAUGGAAAAUAUAGCCUGAGAAAAAUGAAAAAAACAGUGAUAGCGUUUUUGUGUUUUAUAUAUAAGAAAUACUUCUGCCCGGAAAAUUUAAUAUCAAAUUAUUGGUUUCAGCGAGAAGCUAAAAGGAUCAUUAGAAAGAGCUAGCAAACCGCCGCCAAGAGAACUAUUCGAGCCGAGUGAACAAGAACAGAUACCAUCCCAUAUCAAACCAGAAAUUUUUUUUGUUUUGAAAGCAUUGGAAGGGCUCGAGCUACCUAGUAACUGGCAGUUGGAUCCGAAAGACGUCGAAACUUUGUCAAUAGAUGAAGACCAUGUUCUUCUCUCGCCUGGAGAUUCUAAUGAUGUCAUAGUCGUGGUUGUGUCUGGAGAAUUAGGGAUCUUCACAAAAGUUAACACAGUAUUGGUUGCAUGCUAACGAUAAAUUACUUUCUUUUUUAGACAGAAAAAAGUUACGAGUUCAACAUGAAAGGCCUUAAAAAAGGAGAAUCAUAUUUCUCACAGACAUCAAUUAUCGAAAUUCUUAUGGUAAAUGGCCUUCUUCCACUUUUUUCUAUUGUUACAAUUUUCCAUAACUCUGACCGAUGUGCGCUGCCCGGGGAAUCCCGAGAACUCCCUUUUCCGAGAAUCCAGAGAAUAGUUCAGGAGAUUCAGGAAUUCUCGGGAUUUUCCCAAAAGAGACCUCAGGCAAAUCGUUUCUAAUUCGCGUUUGUAACAAGACCUAUUAUAGGGGCACCGAACAGAAAUGGCGCUCUGUUGAGAAACUCUUUUUGCAGUGCAAAUUGAGCGACCUCGGGGCCGAGUUUGAAAAGUUAUACCACGUUUCCUGUGGAAAAUUACUUCGCGGUCUAGAAAUUCUGCCAGAUUGCGAACAGCGCGCCCUUUCUGUGCAGUGCCCCUAUAAUAGGUCGCGUUUAGAUCAGUAAUUUUCUAAUUAGAUUAAUAUCGAAUUGCCAGAGAUCUUUCAAGUCUGAGAUUUUCGACUCGUGGGCGCGGAUUGAUCGAGAUUUUGCAGAAUGUUAAACCGGAAAACAAGUAUGUUCAUCUGAAAUCACUUACAAAAUGCCGUGUUGCAAAAGUGAAGCUUACUUCGUUCUGUACCUCUUUCCACCAAAACCCUCAACGGUGGAUUAGAACUAUACAAGUCGUGAUGACCCGACUUCAACAAUGCACUUUAAUCACUUGCAAUUUGUAUUUGGGGAUUGGUGGAAAGUGUAUUGAUACAGUGAGUUUUUCAAAAAAGCUAACAGAGUCUGACCAUUCUUUCGAAACCUUCUCCGUUUGUCCGGUCGAUUUUCAUUUCUAAAAAGGAAAAAGUUGUAAUGGAAAAAUUAGAGAAAUAUGAACACUCUCAAACGGUCCUGAUAAAAUUUUUUGAAGUAUACUAUAGGGCAUUUCAAUAUGAAUGCGCUCUAUUGAGAAGCCGAUUUUUGUCAUAUGCGGCCGCAUGCGGGGGCUUUUUUUCAGUCGAAAACGGGCACUUAAUUCCGAUGGUACAACAAUUUUUUAAAUUAGAUUGCAAUCGAGUUUCCAGAGUUCACUUUGAAAUGCCCCGAUAGUACUCCUCUGGCAUUUCGUUAUUAAUCUAAUCGUAGUGUACUCGAGUUCUAAGGCGGCCUAAUAAGAUUGAUAUGACACCUAAUUAGAUUAAUAAAUUGUCUAGCUAGAUUAAUAAAUCUUCUAAUUAGAUUAAUUAGUGCUCAAAUCAAGUUUCACGCCAACCGUCUGCUGGCUCAAAUCUCGAUUGCGCCAAGAAAAAACAGUCGUAUCUAAUUAGGUCGCGUUUAGAUCAGUAACUUUCUAAUUAGAUUAAUAUCGAAUUGCCAGAGAAUCUAAUUAGAAGAUUUAUUAAUCUAGCUAGACAGUUUAUUAAUCUAAUUAGGUGUCAUAUCAAUCUUAUUAGGCCGCCGUAUAACUCGAGUAGACUGCGAUUAGAUUAAUAACGAAAUGCCAGAGUACUAAAAGUGAUUUUUAAAAAUUGUUGCGUAACUGAACCGUUGUUUCUUUCUUCGUUCGGUCGCACACGUUUUCAUUUCUAAAACGAAAAAAGUGUGACGAAAAAAAUAAGAAAUGAAAACGUGAACUUUCGAACGAUUAUAAGAAAGAAACGAGCGGCGAAGCCGUUUCUCUGCUAAUUCGAUAUUAAUCUAAUUAGAAAGUUACUGAUCUAAACGCGACCUAAUUAGAUUCGACUGUUUUUUCUUGGCGCAAUCGAGAUUUGAGCCAGCAGACGGUUGGCGUGAAACUUGAUUUGAGCACUUAUUAAUCUAAUUAGAAGAUUUAUUAAUCUAGCUAGACAAUUUAUUAAUCUAAUUAGGUGUCAUAUCAAUCUUAUUAGGCCGCCGUAUAACUCGAGUAGACUACGAUUAGAUUAAUAACGAAAUGCCAGAGUUCCGAGCGUCCGCUCGGACCGCGCAGCUGGCCCAGGUUUAGAGUCUUGUAUGACAAGUUGUAUCGUAUGACUUUUGUAUGAUUUUCUAUUGCAGAAACGACAAAUACCCGAUUCUCAAAAAUUUGCGAGUUUCGAUACGCUCUCAGAAAAUGAGCAAAUGAACCGUGGCGUUUCAUGGAUGGCCGAAGUAAUGGGAAUUCCAAACCAGGCGGCGAACCUACGUGAAAAAGUGAGUGUUUUAUCAGCUGGCCCAACUUUCAAAAGUCUUGUCAAAUAAAGAAAAAGAAAAAAGUAUAAAAAAUGUAAACAUUUACUUGCAUAAUGGGUUCAUAAAAUUUUUGAGCAUCAAUGUUUACAGGUCGAGAAACAUGCGUGCGAGAAAGGAUGCAUUGUAACCGAAGAGAAUUCGUUUGAGAUUGAUAUGAUAUUCGUGGUUUUCGGAAAACUUCAACUAAAACGAGUCAGCUUUCUAAUAUAACAUACUCUUAGCUCGAAAAAAAUUUCAGGGUGCCAUCGAUAGGGAUGACACUGGCACUUCUUUAAUUUUCGAUGUGCACCCGGGCGAUAUUCUACCUUCAAUGCAGAUACUCACAAAUGAGCCCGCAAUGUGCACCGCAACUGCUGUCGAGAAGACCAUCUACUUCAAGAUCUGUCGAGAAGAGUACAUACAGUAAGUGGUUUACCGUUCACGGUGUUCCAAACGCUACCUGACAUAUUUGAUUCAAAUAUCGAGCCACUUCUGGCAAAUGGCCCAUAACCGGGUUACUGUAGUACGGUAGGCCUGUAGGUGCCUAAACCGAAUUAUUUGAAAAAAUCUUGGAAGGCUGAAUGUGUUUUAUUCCGGAAGUAAAAUUUUCAGAACCACACAUUCAAUGCCAGAAAAUAUUCAGCUUUCCACAAUUUUUAAAGGUAUUCGGUUUAAGCACCUACCGUACCACCGAAACCAGAUUAGGGACCCGAUGUUGUGAAAAUUAUUAAAAAUCCGAAGGGGUUGUAUUAUUGUUGACCAGAAAUCAAAGAGUUGACCUACGGAAAAAAUAAGCAAUGAUCUGGAAGUUGGUAGGUAAAGACACAGACAGGUAAUGAACGGUAGUCCCAAAAAGGUAGGCAAUGCCCCUCGAGGGUCAUAUUUGGUCAUAUUUGCACUUUCAGGUGCUGCCCCGAAUCGGAACUUCCCGAAUCAGAACUGGUACGAAUCAGAACCAAUUAGUACUGAAAAUAGUUCUGAUUCGGGAAGUUCCGAUUCGGGGCAGCACCGAAUUUCAAAGGCGUCCGGCUGCCUGCGCCUGAAAAAUUCAGGAGCCUGCUCCAAGGCGAGGCGGCCUGCGGUCAGCCUACUGCACGACACCUUUUAUAAUAUCCGAAAUAACUUUGAAAGGUUCCUCUUCAAUUUUCCCAUUAUUUACCUUCGUCUUGCUUUUCACGCGCUGAAAUUCGUUUCACCUUUUGCAAGAGUUUUCGACUUGGCAGUCAGUUGGGUCCGCAUUGACACAGGACAAGCUCUCUUUCGGUACUCAGCUACUUCAGACAUUUACAUAUUAGGCGCAUUCCAGGAUCGGUGAUAUAUCUGAUUCCAUGUAUAUUGUGAUGGGAGGCCGUCUACGAGCAGUUGAGUCAUCGAAAAUCAUAGAAGAAUACGGCCGCUUGGAUAUCAUAGGAAUAACUGACAUGGCCGAAAGGAAAUUUCGGAGAUCUACUGUCCUGGCAGUUCGUUUUUCUCACCUAGUCUGCAUCCCAGAAAAACUUCUAGGAUUUGUGAAAAUAAGAUAUCCACAGGUAGCCCUGAUCACUUGUGAUUAGCCCAAGAACAACUUUGAUUGUCAUUCAGGUUGCUUCGAAGCUUUUGCAAUUAAUCAGUAAAUGCUGGAAAGUCCCAACUCCGGAAACCAUGGCUCAUUUUGAAACCACGAAAAUUCAAAAUCUGAGAACAAUUGCAAUUGUACCGGCAUCCCCUCAAGUCCCACUGACAGCUUUCACCUGUGAACUUUACAAUCACUUAUCAAAGCAUGUCAAACUUUUGAGAUUGAGCAGUUCUGUUGUCGCUAAAUAUUUUGAAGCUGACGUAAUUACUAAAAAAGCGGAUUAUGGACUCAUGCACUGGCUCAACGUGCAAGAGAUUUCCUACUCUUUAGUACUAUAUCAAUGUGAUUAUACAAAAUCGAGCUGGACACGAAGAUGCCUUCGAAUGGCAGACGCCAUACUCGUUGUAGCUAUGGGCCAUCUAUGUAAAGAUAAACAAACAAUGGUUGUAAAACGAAUUAAAGUCAUAAUUUGCAAUUUUCUAUUAAUGUCAGGCUGACACUUUAUUAACGUGCAAUGAGAAAGGUGUACGUCAAUCUAAAGAGCUGGUACUGCUAUGGCCGGAAAGCACUUCAACUCCGAAAGGCACUUCCAACUGGAUACAUCAGUCUUACUACUCUGGUUACCACCACCUUCGUGUAACCAAUCGAACACUCGGAUUUCGCAAAAAAUUCACCGAAAAUGAGGUAAUUUUACAAUAUUAUCAACUUGUUCCUCGACUCGGCAGUUUUUUUUUUUUGAAAAUUUUAAUGGCCCCCACAAUUUUUUUGUCUUUUAAUCUUUGGGCAAAUACUCAUUGACUACCGGCUUUUUUACUCCCUCACUCUUUUACUUCCCUGGAUCUUUUACUACCCACGGAACCCCAGCCUUCCAAUAAAAAAUUCCCUUGGCGCAAUUCAGGUGCGCUAAAAAAGGCGCGUAACGCGUAAUUUCGGAGCGUCGUUGUAGAGUUUCUCAUUUCAAUUUUCCCUUUUUUUGCAUUAUUCCCAUCUUUUCAGAACCAAUCAGUGUCAAAACUUAUGAUAAUGAUUAGAAAUUAAUAAAAAAUAAAAUUUUAACUGCUUUGUCAUCAAUUUCGAAACGUUUUUAUGUGAAAAAGUACAGAAUUUUUUUCCUGUUGGAAUCGAAAAAUUUGCCUCAAUUAUCUCAAUUCUGUAUAUUUUUUUCGACGGUUGAGCGCUUAAAAAGAUGCGCAAUAAACUCUUUGUUGACUGGACGGUUCGAAUGCCAGUGUCCGAACUCGAUUCGGCAAAUGAUCGUUAAAACUCCGGUUUUUCAGUAGUUUUCGACAAAAUCCCUCAAUUUGGUCAAUUCUGAACGAAUCUGCUCCGUUGUUUCGCGCUUAAAUCGAUGCUUCUAACUCAGACAAUCGCCCCACGGUUCGCAAAGAACAAAAUUUUAGUGUUUAUUAAGAGAAAAACGAAAGAAUUCUGGGUUUCAAUUGAAAAAAGAAACUCCGAGCCGACGGUGGAUGCAAGCGCGCCCCAUUGACAACUUGCUUGCGCAUUGGAAUGCUGGGGUUCCGUGCUACCCUUACUUAUUUAUGGGGUUAUUCAGGCUGUAAAAAAAAUAUUUUUUUUUCGUUUUUUUUUUCGUUUUUUUUCGUCAAAAAACCCAACUCCUCUGGGAACUCGAUCGCAAUCUAAUUAGAAAACUUCGCAAUCUAAUACGAACUUGUUUGAAAUAGAAUUUGCUUCAAUUAGAUAGAAAAAUCUUCUAAUUAGAUUACAAUCACUGCAAUUUUUCUCAUUAGAUUGCAAUGUUUUCUAAUUAGAUUGCAAUGUUUUCUAAUUAGAUUGCAAUGUUUUCUAAUUAGAUUGCAAUGUUUUCUUAUUAGAUUGCAAUGUUUUCUUAUUAGAUUGCAAUUCAGGAAAAAUAUAUUGUAAUCUAAUACGAUUUUACUGGAACUUCAAUUAAAUCUGAUUAGAUUGCGAAAUAGAGCUUUUUCUUAUUAGAUUGCAAACUCUUCUAAUUAGAUUGCAAUCGAGUUUCCAGAGCCGUUCGUCGGCUUUCACAUGCGAUUACGGUAGAGCGACAUGGUGAGAAUUUUGGCUCCGGGACAUUUCGAAACCGGACAUUUCGAAACCGCGACAUUUCGAAACCAGACAUUUCGAAACCGCGACAUUUCGAAACCAGACAUUUCGAAACCGCGACAUUUCGAAACCAGACAUUUCGAAACCGCGACAUUUCGAAACCGCGACAUUUCGAAACCAGACAUUUCGAAACCGCGACAUUUCGAAACCAAUUCAGUACAAGUAUUUAAAAAUUAAAAAAACCGCCAAAUUCGCAGUAUGGACAGUAAUUUUUCGUAUUGCUCAUUAAAAAUGUGUUCUUUUUCUGCUGGAAAUAGCUGUUUCACUGUUUUUUCGGCUUUGUUCUGUGUUUUUGUCGAACAUUCUUAUUAUUUUUCAUGAUCCGCUUGUUGGAAAUCAGACUUGCAACGGGCCGGGCCGGGCCGGGCCAAAAUUGGAAAUCGUAUUUCUUGUACAGAAUAAUGUCGAAAAGAGCACUCCGCCCGUUAUAUCCGCACAACGGAUUUACAAUGAGACCAACUUCUCUACUUCUUCCGUCUUCUCCGCCUCUAACUUUUCGAUCGUUCUGUUUCCGCAGAAUUCCGUUGUUUUCGCGAAUAAUUUUGUCAAGUUAUACGUUUGUGUUAGUAUAAAUAGUCCGAAAUCAUAAUUAAUUGCUAAAAUACACUUAACAUGCAUUUCUACUGCGAAUUUGGCGGUUUUUUGAAUUUUUAAAUACUUGUACUGAAUUGGUUUCGAAAUGUCGCGGUUUCGAAAUGUCUGGUUUCGAAAUGUCUGGUUUCGAAAUGUCGCGGUUUCGAAAUGUCGCGGUUUCGAAAUGUCUGGUUUCGAAAUGUCGCGGUUUCGAAAUGUCCGGUUUCGAAAUGUCCCGGAGCCAGAAUUUUAAGGUGCUAAUAUACUUAUGCAAUGCAUUAUAUAUCGUAAUUUUUAUGCUUUCUCUAGGGUUGCAGAACAGGCGCCUGUUUUCGCCUGCUUUGCAAUUUUAACGUGGAGAUUUUGCAAAACAAGCGAAAAUAGGCGCCUGUUCUGCAACCCUAGCCUUCUCAUUCAGAUUGUUGCUCUCUAUGAAGCUAAUAAUUAUACCGAUAAUUUAGUACAUUCGGACUUCUCGAGACUGGCUCGAAUCCUAACAGGAAAUGCCAUUGGAGUGGUUUUUGGCGGAGGUGGGGCACGAGGGGCAGCACAUUCUGGCGCGUUGCGUGCUAUGUUGGAGAAAAAGAUACCCAUUGACAUGGUGGGAGGAACAUCUAUUGGAGCUCUUUUCGGGGCGUUCUAUGCAACCACUCCUAACAUUAAAGCUGUUGCCAGAAUGAAAGAGUUUUUCUCGGUAAGAUUUUCAAUUUUCUCAACAUUCCACCACGCUCAUAAUCUGAGAACAUUAAGGAUCGAGCAAAAAAUAACAUCAUAGAUGCCAUAUGUGACUUGACAUGGGCUUAUUGUGCGAUUCUUACUGGGCAUCGUUUCAAUAUGUCAGUUCAAAACUUUAUUGAUAUUUCUGAAACGGUAAAGACAUGUUCUCUGUCGCUGUCGAAGAAUCGCGUGCACAAAGAAAGAUAGAGGCCCAUAUCCUAUACGUAAGCCCAUUGUACAAAAAACAUGAGAAGAACCCAAAUUCCAGUUGAAAAAAAAAUUAGUUGGCCGCCCCGUAAAUCGACACAGCACGCAUGUUGCAAGUGCGCCCCAUUGAGCAUUUGACGCAAGAAGGGUGAAAAAAUUAAUUGUUUCCGUUUUUUUUUUCGUUUUUUUUACGUCAGAAAACCCAAUUCAGUGUAAAAAAAACGGAAAACAAACAUACGCUGAAGAGCCCCACAAUGGGGUUGUUCAGGCUGUGAAAAAAUAGUGUGUUUUUCCGUUUUAUUUUUGUUUUUUUUACGUCAAAACCUAAUUCAGAGAUGUAAAAAAAGGGAAAACAAACAUACGCUGAAUAGCCCCAUAAUGGGUCUAAAUAUUCAGUAGGCACGGUCUCCAGAGCUAACAAUGGGCGCAAGUGCGCCCUGCCCAAUAGAGCGAUACAUUGGCGCGAAAUUCCUCUGGAAACUCGAUUGCAAUCUAAUUAGAAGAGUUUGCAAUCUAAUAAGAAAAAGCUCUAUUUCGCAAUCUAAUCAGAUUUAAUUGAAGUUUCAGUAAAAUCGUAUUAGAUUACAAUAUAUUUUUUCUGUAUUGCAAUCUAAUAAGAAAACAUUGCAAUCUAAUAAGAAAACAUUGCAAUCUAAUUAGAAAAAUUGCAGUGAUUGCAAUCUAAUUAGAAGACUUUUCUAAUUGAAGCAAAUUCUAUUUCAAACGAGUUCGUAUUAGAUCGCAAAGUUUUCUAAUUAGAUUGCGAUCGAGUUCCCAGAGUCAAAUUUUAGCAGAAAAAUUGGUUUUUUGUGCCAGAUUAGCCACGAAAAACCGAUAAUUUCUCAUUUGUCUCUCGAUAGACCGAUUGUAUAGGCUAUUACGAAUGUUUUAAGCGUAAGAGCUUUAAAUUUGGUAAAAUCGCAAAUCACAUUUAUCCGUUUGAAGGUUUCUCUGGGAACUCAAUCGCAAUCUAAUUAGAAAACUUUGCAAUCUAAUACGAACUCGUUUGAAAUAGAAUUUGCUUCAAUUAGAUUGCAAAAUCUUCUAAUUAGAUUACAAUCACUGCAAUUUUUCUAAUUAGAUUGCAAUGUUUUCUAAUUAGAUUGCAAUUUUUUCUUAUUAGAUUGCAAUUCAGGAAAAAUAUAUUGUAAUCUAAUACGAUUUUACUGGAACUUCAAUUAAAUCUAAUUAGAUUGCGAAAUAGAGCUUUUUCUUAUUAGAUUGCAAACUCUUCUAAUUAGAUUGCAAUCGAGUUUCCAGAGUUUUGGCUAAAACUGCGUGAAUUUCAGUUGCUUUUCGGUAGUUUUAGCGGUUCGAGCGCUCAAAAUGCUUGUAUUUACGUGAUUUAUCAUUUUCAAAACCGAUUCUGUUUGAAAACUGUCAAGAAAGAGCAAAAUGAGAAGUGCGGUUUUAAGGCGGCGAUCGGCGGCGAAGGCGAAAAAGCAAAGUCCGCGAAAAAUGCGCCAAAACGUCAUUAAUUCUGUGAGAAUUAGUGUGUUUUCAUGUCGAACAAUCAUUUUUCAUCGCCUUUGACCACAAAAAUCAGAGAAAACCUGCUCAAUUCAUGAAAAUGUCAUUUGGCCGAGGCCACGCCCAUAUUGUCAGCUCUGGAGACCGUGUAGGGGAGAAAACAUCAGAUAGUGGAACAAGUUUGGUACUAAUCAGUCAAGUUUGAAUCGUAGCGUGCGGAAUAGGAGUGUCAAAACUGUAUCUAUAACGGCCCGUGGAGCCAUGAGGUGGACACUGGCGCGAAACGGUGGAAAUUCUGAUGAUUCAUGAAGCAUGAAAAUGAAAUUAAACUGCUUAUUGAGGUUGGUGAAAAACAUGCUCCACGACGUUAACAUUGAAGAUUGCUGGGUUUCGUUUUUUUGCAUUUCAACAGAUAUUUCGUAAGCUUAUAUUGAAAUCAAUAUUAUAGGGGCACCGGACAGAAAGGGCGCGCUGUUCGCAAUCUGGCCGAAUUUCUAGGCCGCGAAGUAAUUUUCCAUUGAGAACGUGGCCUAUCUUUUCAAACUCGGCCCCGAGAUCGCUCAAUUUGCACUGCAAAAAGAGUUUCUCAACAGAGCGCCAUUUCUGUGCGGUGCCCCUAUAAAUUAUUAUAUAAAUUAGGCUAUAAUAUGAAAAGAGAAAGUAAAUAAAAUUUCAAGAACAUCAACAAUGAGAAUUCACCGAAGUGGUCUCAUGUGGCCUGUUGUUAGAAGUUCGAUGUCCAUAGCCGGGUACGUACCGCCUAUCUGCGACCCGAAUGAUGGUCAUUUACUAUUAGAUGGAGCCUAUGUGAAUAACCUACCAGCUGAUGUUAUGAGGUUUGUUCCCAUUGCUAAUACACUUUCACACAAAGUUAAAGUCAAAAUUGCAUCGAAAUUUUUAUUGUAGUUGUUAAAAAACAUUUCAAUCGAGACCUCGAAUCGAAAAGUAGAAUUUUGCGGAUCAAUUUCAGAUCUCUCGGUGCUAAUGUUGUUAUUGCUAUAGAUGUUGGAAUGGCCGAUGAAAAUGUCAACCUUACUGAUUAUGGUUACUCAAUAAGCGGUACCGAGCCCAAUUACUUUUAAACUCAAUAAUGAAACACAUUUAGGAACUUGGAUUCUAUUCAAGCGUUGGUGGCCUUUCGGAGAGCCUCUUCGAGUUUUAAGCAUGUCAGAAAUUCAGAACAGACUUACUUAUGUCUCUUGUGUAAACCAACUUGA